AUGAGCUCCUCACUCUUCUCAAAUAUCAUAGAGUCAACCUUCCCGACCCCAACCUCCGAGGACCCUCCUCAAGGAACCCUCUCCCCAGAAUCCCAAGCCGAAGAAUCCCGAAUGGGCACUAUAGUAAUCUCCACCCUAACCGGACUGGGUGGUCUAGUCUUCGCGAUAGCAAUAUUAAAAGCGUGUAUUCGAAAAAUGCGCGGUGAGAGGGCAGACGGAAGAAACGAAUGGAAUCCACCUACACCACCACCGGGGAGUUACGAUGGAAAUUGGCAACAAUAUAGGUCACCACGCAGUCGUUCGAGAAGACCGAUUACUGUUAUCAGGGGUGGGAGGAUGUUUAGGGUAACUUUACCCAGGAUGCCGGAAGAUGCGGAGAUGGGGAUGGUUAGGACGCCGAGUCCUGUGGCUAGAGUUUCGAAUAUGAGGAGUACUAGAAGGGAGAGGUGGAGGAGGUGGAGGAUGUCGUCGUCGGCACAAACACCACCGGUACAAACAUCACCAGUACAAACAUCACCACCACCAUCACAGACGCCGUCAGUGCCGGCGCCUUCUAUUACAGAAUCUGAGGAUAAACCACCUUCUUAUAGAAGCAAUACUGGGCCGCCGACAUAUGAAACCGCUUGGGAUGGAUACGUGUAG
Molecule: messenger RNA, 642 nt
Organism: Orbilia oligospora ATCC 24927
Lineage: Eukaryota; Fungi; Ascomycota; Orbiliomycetes; Orbiliales; Orbiliaceae
Exons: 1
Coding region: 1-642 (213 amino acids)
Source: RefSeq, a predicted model, not a curated record